Molecule: messenger RNA, 690 nt
Organism: Verticillium nonalfalfae
Lineage: Eukaryota; Fungi; Ascomycota; Sordariomycetes; Glomerellales; Plectosphaerellaceae
Exons: 3
Coding region: 1-690 (229 amino acids)
Biological process (GO): pectin catabolic process
Cellular component (GO): extracellular region
Molecular function (GO): pectate lyase activity
Source: RefSeq, a predicted model, not a curated record
AUGAAGUUGACAUCUGUUUAUUUAAGCCUUCUCUUUUCGCUUGCAGCUGUUCCAAGCGUCUAUGCCUGUAACGGCUACGAAGGAGGCCUCCCCUCCCACAACAACCACCACUCCAAUUCGCAGGUCAUCGAGGUCCCAGCUGGUGAGGUCUAUGACGGGAAGUGGGCUAAAUAUGACCGGGGAUCUGGUGCCUGCAAUGAACAGAAUGAGGGAGACUGGCGUGAUGCCGUCUUCUACCUUCGCCGUGGCGCUACUUUGAAGAACGUCAUCAUAGGCAAGGACCAAGCUGAGGGCGUCCACUGUGAUGGUCCUUGCACUCUUGAGUUUGUCUGGUUUGAAGAUGUUUGCGAAGAUGGUAUCUCGGUAAAGAACGACAGACCUGGCGACGAGACCUGGAUCAUUGGCGGCGGCGCCUUUAAGGCCCAGGAUAAGAUCAUUAUCAAUUUCUACGCCGAAGACUAUGGGAAGGUCUAUCGCUCGUGCGGGAACUGUAGCAGUCAGUGCAAACGCAAUGUUUACGUCGAAGGUGUGACAGCGUACAAUGGUGGCGAGAUUGUUGGCAUCAACGAGGCAUUCGGUGACACUGCCACAUUGAGGAAUGUCUGCACAGAUGCGAAAGAGGCGUGCUGGAUAUAUGAUGGUUGUGCAGGUGGCUGCUCCCCUCAGAAAGUUCGUCCUUGCUCUGGCUAA